Molecule: messenger RNA, 4349 nt
Organism: Vicugna pacos (alpaca)
Lineage: Eukaryota; Metazoa; Chordata; Mammalia; Artiodactyla; Camelidae
Source: RefSeq, a predicted model, not a curated record
CCACGGUGGUAAUGGAAGCAGCCACAGUAGCUUUGUUUGAUAGAGAUUUUUGGCUGCCGCUUUUAAACACCACCUAAGAAGCAGCUCAUAUUUCAUCAAUGUUGCAUUGACAAUUCGAAAAGAAGAGUGUUAUUGUGUAUAGGCGAGAUGGCAGAAGCAACUCCCCCGAGAGGCAAGAUGAGGUUCAGAAGGAAUGCGGCUUCCUUCCCUGGGAACUUGCACUUGGUGUUGGUUCUUCGUCCUACCAGUUUUCUGCAACGAACUUUCACAGAUAUUGGAUUUCGAUUUAGUCAGGAAGAUUUCAUGCUCAAACUACCGGUGGUUAUGCUGAGCUCAGUUAGUGAUUUGCUGACAUACAUUGAUGACAAGCAGUUAACCCCCGAGUUAGGCGGCACCUUGCAGUACUGCCACAGUGAAUGGAUCAUCUUCAGAAAUGCUAUAGAAAAUUUUGCCCUCACAGUGAAAGACAUGGCUCAGAUGUUACAGUCCUUUGGAACUGAACUGGCUGAGACAGAACUACCAGAUGAUAUUCCUUCAAUAGAAGAAAUUCUGGCAAUUCGUUCUGAAAGGUACCACCUGUUAAAGAAUGAUAUUACAGCUGUAACCAAAGAAGGAAAAAUUCUGCUAACAAAUCUGGAAGUGCCUGACACCGGAGAUGCUGUCAGUUCAAGACUUGAACAUCAUCAGCAAAUUAGCGGUGACUGGCAAACGAUUAAUAAAUUGCUGACUCAAGUACAUGACAUGGAAAUAGCUUUUGAUGGAUUUUGGGAAAAACACCAACUAAAAAUGGAGCAAUAUCUGCAACUCUGGAAGUUUGAGCAAGAUUUUCAAGAGCUCGUGAGUGAAGUUGAACUUCUCUUAAAUCAACAAGCAGAGUUGGCAGACGUAACAGGGAAUAUAGCUCAAGUGAAACAAAAAAUUAAAAAGUUGGAAAGCUUAGAUGAAAAUUCUCAGGAUCUGUUGGCAAAGACCCGGUUCGUGAUAUUACACGGACACAGACUUGCAGCAAGUCACCACUAUGCCCUGGAUUUGAUCUGCCAGAGGUGCAAUGAGCUACGUUACCUUUCCGAUAUUUUGGUGAAUGAGAUCAAAGCCAAACGGAUACAGCUCAGCAGGACCUUCAAAAUGCAUAAACUCCUACAGCAGGCUCGCCAGUGCUGUGAUGAAGGAGAGUGCCUUCUCGCUAAUCAAGAAAUAGAAAAGUUUCAGUCUAAAGAAGAUGCUCAGAAAGCCCUCCAGGACAUUGAAAAUUUUCUUGAGAUGGCUGUACCCUUUAUAAAUUAUGAUCCUGAAACCCUACAAUAUGAAUUUGACGUAAUUUUAUCUCCUGAACUCAAGGUUCAGAUGCAGACUGUACAACUCAAGCUUGAAAACAUUCGAAGUAUAUUUGAGAACCAACAAGCCGGCUUCAGAAGCCUGACAGAUAAGCAUGUGAGGCCAAUCCCAUUUGUAGUACCUGCUUCUGACAAUUUGAUCGGAUCUAGACCACCAUAUUUUUCAUCUAAACAAGUGGGAGUUGGAUACUCUUUCUUUCAAGCAUGUAAACUUUUUUCAAAAGGGAAGAAGACUUGGAGACAAAAUCAGAGCAACUUAAAAAUUGAAGUGGUGCAUGAUUGUCGGGAGAAGAGAAGUUCUGCUCAGUCCUCCAGUUUGGACAAUGACAAUAGCUUGGAUGUUUUAAAGAACCACGUCCUAAAUGAGCUGAUACAGACAGAGAGGGUGUAUGUUCGGGAACUGUUUACGGUUUUGUUGGGCUACAGAGCGGAGAUGGAUAAUCCAGAGAUGUUUGAUCUUAUGCCACCUCUCCUGAGAAAUAAAAAGGAUGUUCUCUUUGGAAAUAUGGCAGAAAUAUAUGAAUUCCAUAACAACAUUUUCAUGAGCAGUCUGGAAAAUUGCAUUGAUGCUCCAGAACGUGUGGGACCUUGUUUCCUGGAGAGGAAAGAUGAUUUUCAAAUGUAUGCAAAAUAUUGUCAGAAUAAGCCCAGAUCAGAGACAAUUUGGAAGAAGUAUUCAGAAUGCGCCUUUUUCCAGGAAUGUCAAAGAAAGUUAAAACACAGACUUGGUCUGGACUCCUAUUUAUUGAAACCAGUGCAACGCAUCACUAAAUAUCAGUUACUGUUGAAGGAGCUAUUAAAAUAUAGCAAAGACUGCGAAGGAUCUGUACAGUUAAAGGAGGCACUUGACACGAUGCUGGAUUUACUGAAGUCAGUCAAUGACUCUAUGCAUCAGAUCGCAAUCAAUGGCUAUAUUGGAAACUUAAAUGAGCUGGGCAAGAUGAUAACGCAGGGGGCAUUCAGCGUCUGGACUGGACACAAGAAAGGUGCUACGAAAAUGAAGGAUUUUGCUAGAUUCAAACCAAUGCAGCGGCACCUUUUCUUGUAUGAAAAAGCCAUUGUUUUUUGUAAAAGGCGUGUUGAAAGCGGAGAAGGCUCUGACAAAUACCCGUCAUACAGUUUUAAGCACUGUUUGAAAAUGGAUGAAGUUGGAAUCACCGAGUACGUAAAAGGAGAUAACCGCAAAUUUGAAAUCUGGUAUGCUGGGAAGGAAGAAGUUUAUAUUGUCCAGGCUGCAAAUGUUGAUGUGAAGAUGACAUGGUUAAAAGAAAUCAGAAGUAUUUUGUUGAAGCAACAGGAACUCAUGACAGUUAAAAAACGAGAACAGCAUAAUCAGUUAACAGAACAGAACCAUCUUUCUUCUCAGCGGAAUGAUGAAAGGCAACGGGGAGCUUUUGUAGGCACUGAGGAAACUGACCUGGAACACACCAGCGCUAUGGUAGAGGUCGGUGAGGCCAUCGCAUCAGUUCGGGCAGAAGCAAAUACAGUUUGGACAGAGAUGUCAUCACCUACAGAAAUCUCUGAUGAGCCUGACGAAUGGCCAAGUAACUAUUUCUACUCUUCUUAUGAUGACAAUGAAGAAGAAGAAAGGCCUCUCAUGUCUCCAGGCAAAUAUAAAGCCCUAGCAGAUUGCAGGAAGAGAGGCUCAGAAGACCUCCUGUUUAGAAAUGGAGAUGUCAUUCAGCUUCUCCAUGAGGAUGCUGAGGGCCAAUGGUUGGUGAAAAAUCUAAACAGAAGAAAAGAAGGUCUGAUUCCAGGGAACAGUUUGCAGAUUUUAAUCGGUGACUAUAGGUUUCGGAAUGCCAAAGUUACAGGUAUAAUAUGAACUGACUGUAUGCUACUUGUUUAAAGGCUAAAAUUUUUAAAGCUCCACCAAAUAUGUAAUUGGCAUAGGAUAAGAACCUCUCUGCACUUAGAAAUAAAGCUGCAAGCAUAUUAUGUUGGCUAGGAUUUAAUUUUUUCUUUAAUAGUUUCAAAUUAGUGAAUAGAGAUGUUUUAAAGAUGUUAAACUUUUCCCUACAAGGUUUGUAGGUUUGAAAGAAAGUUUCAUAUACAGUGGUGUCUUGUAAGAGAUCCUUCAGAACUAAAUACUGAUGAUAUGUUUUUAAGGAAUCAGCCUUACUGUCCAAGAAUGCUUUACUAGUGUGUUUUUACUCAGUUCUAAGAGCAUGUUACUUACCUAUGGUAGGUUUCUGCUACACAUACACACGCGCACACACACAAACACACACACACACAUUCAGUGCCUGUGCCCAAGACUUAAUGUGUUGAAGACACUGUAAAGCAAUGAGAAUAUUCCUUUCUAUUAACCCAACCAUUAGUACAUGAAAUUUCUGUAUAGAAACAGUAUUCUCAUAAAUUUUUCCCCUAAGUGAUACUGAGCUCUCUAUAAAAAGGCAGCACACACACACACACAACACCAGAUUUGUUUGUAAACAAGAUGAUUAUUAUUAUAUGUACAUAUUUCCUUUGAAUUCCUAGUUUCGGACUUGUAUUUGAAUUCUAGGUUAUGUUACCCUAUGUUUAAAUGAAUCUAAUAGACCAGGAAUACCCUAUUUGGUUCCAAAUUUCAUUUAUGACAGGAAACAAAAUCUAAGGGUGAUAGGGCUUGAUACAAAUAUUGAGUCACUAGGAAUCCCCCAAAUAGGGUCACUUCUUGUUUAUUUUUGGGGUUCUCUAAAUCUGGGUCAUCUUUCAAAGGUUUUUUGGAUAAUUAUUGAAUUACUGAAUUAUUUAGAUAGUAAUGAGAAGAUACUGAUAGACCAGCAACCUGAAGUAGCUGACAUUUAUUCAAAAUCUAGACCCGACAACGGCACAGUACACCAGUAUUUUUAAGUGUACAUGGAACAUUCAGCAAGGUAGGUCGUAUGCUGGGUGGUCACACAAUAAAUCUCAAUAAAUUUCAGAAGAUAGGAAUCAUACAAAGUCUCAAAAGAUAUAUUAGAAAUUGAUAAUCUCUAAAUAUUUGGGUAUUAAAUGAUACAACGUCUAAAUAACACAUAGGGCAAAGAAGAA